Messenger RNA from Sinocyclocheilus anshuiensis, 684 nucleotides. RefSeq names its product microsomal glutathione S-transferase 1.2 (gene mgst1.2). The record is from RefSeq and is a predicted model, not a curated record. Gene Ontology annotation, molecular function: glutathione transferase activity. Lineage: Eukaryota; Metazoa; Chordata; Actinopteri; Cypriniformes; Cyprinidae. The transcript has 4 exons. Gene Ontology annotation, cellular component: mitochondrion; membrane. Bases 109 to 570 code for a protein of 153 amino acids.
GCUGUCCUACGUGAAUUUACGCAAUAACUAAACUCAACUAUUUCAGAUUUCAAGGCAUUGACAAGCACUUGUUAUUCGCAAGAGUCGUCAACCAGGAAAUUGACCAAGAUGGCUAAUCUGACAAACAAUGACGUGUUCCUGGCCUUCUCCACAUAUGCCACCAUUGUCAUCCUCAAAAUGAUGUUCAUGGCUCCUCUGACUGCAUACUUCAGGAUAACCAGAAAGGCCUUUUCGAACUGGGAGGACACUGCGAUGGGCAAAAAAGAACCAGAGGAGCGAAAGAAGAUGCUUCAGACCAAUCCUGAUGUAGAACGUGUCCGAAGGUGCCAUCAAAAUGACAUAGAGAACAUCAUUCCCUUUGUAGUGAUUGGUCUUCUGUAUGCAUUCACGGGGCCAGACCUCUCCACAGCUCUGCUGCACUUCCGAGUGUUUGUGGGCUCACGUUUCAUCCACACUGUAUCGUACGUUUUGGCUUUGCCCCAGCCUAGCAGAGGUCUGUCCUGGGUGGUGGGAAUGAUCACAACUUUCUCAAUGGCCUACAGGGUGCUCACCACAGCACUCCUUCUCUAAAGACACCAUAGAUCUGCAGAACAGAAGAGGCCUGUUUUAUAUCAUUUUAUCAUCCCUGGUGUUAUAUUUUCUCAUUAAACUGUAUGCAAUUCCUAAUAAAAUCUGUCAACAUGU